This is a messenger RNA of Trypanosoma rangeli, 1359 nucleotides long. RefSeq lists its product as uncharacterized. The record is from RefSeq and is a predicted model, not a curated record. Lineage: Eukaryota; Euglenozoa; Kinetoplastea; Trypanosomatida; Trypanosomatidae. The transcript has a single exon. Bases 1 to 1359 code for a protein of 452 amino acids.
AUGACAUACAAAACUGGAGUGGCGAAAGGCCGUGGGAAUCCACGACAGCACCCUUCAGCGAAGUUCAUUACGCAGGGUUCACAGGGGCAACUCUUGGGACGGUCACGUACCCGUUUUGCCGCACGGUUGGAGAGGAAGCCGGCUGGUCUACGGUCUCCUGGACGAAGAGCCACCCACAACCGCUCCGACUUGUGCUACCGCCUUCGUACCCCAACGCCGCACGAAGUUUCCACUGAUAAUAAAUCAAAACGUCUAUAUUUUUGUCAGGAUUCCACUGUCCACACUAAUGGAUCUGGAUUUGUCAAUGCGGUGCCGCAGCGCGUGAAAACAGCGUCAGAGGUCAAGGUUGGCUCAAAGCGAGAGGAAAAACACGGACGAGUCGUUGGAAACGUUGGUCCGCAGACGCAACGUGAGGGAAAUCCUGUGUUGCAUGGGCCAUCGUUGGAGGGGCGACUGAGCCAGUCGCAGGACCAUUGGCGCAGUUGCCCUGCAGGUAUUCACAUUCACACUGACGCGGUUAGCCACGUGGGUGCAUCAAGGGUGCCACCCCCGCCACCAGAAGCAUUAUUAUCACCAAUCUUACCUGUAGCGGCCCGGUCCUCUCGCUCGCGUUCACGUCAAGAAGUGGAGAAGGAUGAGGAUUCACCGUGUGCUGUGCGGCACUAUAACUCGAAUGGUGCGAUGAACCUGAGAGGGGGACAAUCGCACCGAAGGCGACAGCAGCUUCAGACGACGGAGCGGAAGACCCCUCCGCGGGAUCAUCAACGCCAGCAGCAGGAACAACAACAAAUAGAGAGUGCUUCAAGACUGUCCGAGAUUCAUGUAUCCCCGUUAACAGAGUGCAGCCCCGUUUCUGCUGUUGCCAGUGGUGGUGGUGGCGGAGGUGAGAGAUCCCCUAUUGCGACUUUGCUGUACAGAGCCACGCCAUAUUCCGCAGGGUCGUCCGACUGUGUGGAGCGAGAGCCUAGUCUGCGGGAGGUGAUGACGGAGCAUCAGCGUCGUACCUCUUUAAACCGGGGCGCAUCACUGCCUUCCCAGCAGGAGAGGUCCAUCCUCCAUGCGGGUUUCAGCGGGAAUGCAUUAGCUGUGACGUCACCACAAUCCGCUUUUUUCUCUAAGUCACACCGUCUUUUUGGUGAUGAUCGGACGAAUACAUCAUGCUCCUCAUCGGGCGCCGCAUCACUGCACACCACACGAAGGGCCGGCGCCGGUGGUAUCAUGCUGCAUCAGCUUUUUGGGCAUGAACAACGCCCCAUUUUUUCUUCACCGGCGAAUAUAAUGAGUGAUGGGGAUGAGGCGAGGAGCUCGACCGACGUUCUACUGAGUCGCAUUAAGGAAAUGCGGGCUCAGAUGAAGUGA